AUGUCUCUGGGGCGACUCCUGCGACGUGCCUCUUCGAAAGCCUCAGACCUCCUGACCUUGACUCCCGGUAGCGGCAGUGGUUCAUCGUCCGUGCUCGAUGGCGAGAUCAUCUACUCCAAGAACAACGUCUGUGUGCACCCACCUGAGCUGCUGCAGGGCAUCGGGGAGCACCAUCCAGGCUAUUUGUGCUUGUACAUGGAGAAAGAUGAGCUCCUCGGAACCACGCUUAUCCUUGCCUGGGUGCCCAACUCCCGCAUUCAGAGGCAGGACGAGGAAGCCCUGCGCUACACCCCCCCGGAGAGCUCCCCUGUCCGUAAAGCUCCCCGCAAGCGCGGCCGCCACGCUCAGGGUUUCGGCGUCAUCUGCCAGGCGUCCCCCACCGAGCAGAGGGGAGCAGUGAUCCUGAAAGGAGAAGACACCUUGGCGGUGUCCUCGCAGGAGGAGCACAACAGGUCGGAGCUGUCGGCGGAGGAAGGCCUGGACUGCAGACCAGAGCCAGGGGAGGACGAGGGCUCCCUGGAGCUGUCUGCUGACGACGUGAGCAGGGACAGCACCUUUGACUCUGACUCCGAUGCCUUCUCUUCCCCCUUCUGCCUCUCUCCCAUUAGCGAAGCCCUCGGGAAAAGCAGUAGCUCCGUGUUUCUGGAUAAUGAGAGCAGGUGA
Molecule: messenger RNA, 663 nt
Organism: Mesitornis unicolor (brown roatelo)
Lineage: Eukaryota; Metazoa; Chordata; Aves; Mesitornithiformes; Mesitornithidae
Product: TBC1 domain family member 16-like
Exons: 3
Coding region: 1-663 (220 amino acids)
Source: RefSeq, a predicted model, not a curated record